AGAAGAGCCAAGAGGAAGGGGAUAUAUUCAGUGUUGCACCAUUUAAAACGCAGAGGCUUCCAGGCUCCCUGCUCUGAUUCCCUUCCCCAAGGAACACAGGAGUUCCAGGUCACUCUAAGGUCACUAUGAGUUCACUUAGUGAAGCGAACAACAACUUCACCCUUGAUCUGUUUCAAAGGUUAAGAAAAUCAGAAGGCAAUGUCUUCUUCUCCCCCAUCAGCAUCUCAGCAGCAUUAGCAAUGGUCUACUUAGGGGCCAGAGGAAGCACUGCACAAGAAAUUGAGAAGGUCCUUCACUUCAAUGAAAUCACAACAAAGUCAACAGAAAAAACUAAAACUGCUCGUGUGGAAGAAUCAAGAAGUGUGCAUCACCAAUUUCAAAAGCUUCUUACUGAACUGAAUAAACCCAGUGAUACAUAUGAACUGAAGAGUGCCAACAAGGUCUACAAAGAAAAGAGUUUCCAAUUUCUUCAGGAAUAUAUAGAUGAUGUUAAGAAAUUUUACCUAGCUGAUGUGGAAUCUGUUGAUUUUGUAAAUGCUGCAGAAGAAAGUCGGAGGAAGAUCAACGCCUGGGUGGAAAAACAGACGCAUGAAAAGAUCAAGGACAUAUUUCCCAAUGGGACUCUCCAGAGGAAUACCCAACUGGUUCUGGUGAAUGCAAUCUAUUUCAAAGGGCAAUGGGAUCUGAAAUUUAAGGAAGGAAAUACCAUAGAAGAAAAAUUUUGGCUGAACAAGGAUAGUAGCAAAUCUGUGAAGAUGAUGAAACAAAACAAUCAUCUAAAAUUUGCCACUUUGGAAGAUGUACAGGCUAAGGUUCUAGAAAUACCUUAUAAAGGCAAAGCUCUGAGCAUGGUUGUACUGCUGCCAGAUGAAGUAGAUGGCCUGCAUAAGCUUGAAGAUGAGCUCACUGGUGAGAAAUUAAUGAAGUGGACAAGCCCACAGAAUAUGAAAACGGUAAAUGUGCAUUUACAGUUCCCUAGGUUCAAAGUGGAAGGGAGCUAUGACCUCCAGGCCAUAUUGGAAGACCUGGGAAUAGUAAAAGCCUUCAGUCCAAAGGAUGCUGACUUUUCAGGCAUGACCAGAGACAGGGAUUUAGUAGUGUCUAAGGUCAAGCACAAGUCCUUUGUGGAGGUUAAUGAAGAAGGGACAGAAGCUGCAGCUGCUACUGGCAUUGGAGCGAUUGUAACUUCUGCACCGAUAUAUGAAAACUUCCAUUGUAAUCACCCUUUCUUAUUUCUCAUCAAAGAAAAUGAAAACAAUAGAAUCCUCUUCAUUGGCAGAUGCUCUUCCCCUUAAACAUCAUUACUCUGUCACUCUUUGGGGGAAAAGUUCACAGACUUGUUUCAAUAAACUGAUGGCUGCAAGCAA
This is a messenger RNA of Chinchilla lanigera (long-tailed chinchilla), 1367 nucleotides long. Its product is annotated as serpin B4. The record is from RefSeq and is a predicted model, not a curated record. NCBI's taxonomy places the organism in Eukaryota, Metazoa, Chordata, Mammalia, Rodentia, Chinchillidae. The transcript is spliced from 8 exons. Gene Ontology annotation, molecular function: serine-type endopeptidase inhibitor activity. The coding region runs from base 126 to 1295 and encodes 389 amino acids. Gene Ontology annotation, biological process: negative regulation of endopeptidase activity.